Amoebophrya sp. A25 is the source of this 702-nucleotide messenger RNA. The record is from the annotation of a GenBank genome assembly. NCBI's taxonomy places the organism in Eukaryota, Dinophyceae, Syndiniales, Amoebophryaceae.
AAUCGAAGCUGAGCGACGGAACCGUGCGAAUUUGGGAAGUGUUCGCUGAAUUUCGAAGAAGAUGAAAUAAUGGCAAAUGUUGUUAAUCAUGUUGAUAGCUACAAUACAGAUGGAUAAAUAUAGUUUCACAACCUUGAAUACUAGAACGUCAGAAGAUGCAGCGAGCUCUAGCUGAUAGCUGUGCAAACAAAUAUCUUUCACGACACAGAGAUGAUUUCGAUGAAAUUGGUAACAACAUUUGUAGAGUAACAGGUAGCGCUAUGGCGAGCUUAAAUAAUUAUUUCCGGGUCUAAUUAAAAAUUGCUUUUAUAGAAAUUUUAACUAGUUAACUAGUUAGUUAAGUUGAGAGCUGGUGGCCUGCAGCGACGGUUUGGCGCUUGCGAAGGCGCUCAUGGGGCCUCCCGAUGGCUCGACGUGUCAGGAGAGGCUCGCGCUGGCGGCUGCUGCGGAGUGCCCUUCUCGAGACCUGUAGAAAGCGCUAUUUUUCUUGCGGUUGUGCCGUGGCCUCGUGUCGGAACGUCCUAAACCCUAGAUCGUGACGUAUGUGGAGCCUGGGGCGCCUGGAGAACAGUUGGAGAGAUCGCCAUGGCUACCGUUGGCUUUCUUUACGAUGAACCACCUAGAUAAUACUGCACUAUUCUAGACGGCUGAGAAUCUUCCUGAAGUCUGAAACUUGAACUGAAUGAGCUACUUCUACACGAU